Molecule: messenger RNA, 1078 nt
Organism: Populus trichocarpa (black cottonwood)
Lineage: Eukaryota; Viridiplantae; Streptophyta; Magnoliopsida; Malpighiales; Salicaceae
Product: probable E3 ubiquitin-protein ligase XERICO
Exons: 1
Coding region: 586-987 (133 amino acids)
Source: RefSeq, a predicted model, not a curated record
UUUAGUUUUAUUUACCUUCUAAUCUAAAAAUAAAUUAUCUUUACUACUUAUUUUUAUUCAAAUUAUUGUAAACUUAAUUUUGUUAUUUGUUUUCAAUCUUUAUGUACACGUGGCAUUAUCCUGUGCCUUUUACCAAUGGAUCCGGACGGAGGGACACGCGUGAUAUUGAAAGUAUAAAGUUUCGGUUUCCCAAUUGUGUUUUUAGUAUAGGUGCUUGUGUGACCAAACAAUGAAACUUGAGGGACUACAUGUUUAAUUUAUCCUUGAAACAAUCACUCAUCAAACUCCACUUCCAGAAGCCCUACACGUGUCGCCACGUGUAGCUCGUCAUGGUGAGGCCAAUGAACCUGGGUUACAUACUGGUGGUUUCGGGGCCUCUGCAUUUAUAUCGGGGAUCAACCUAAUUCAAGGACGACUGAGUUUAUAAUUCGAGCUCGGAAUGUGUAGGUGACUAAUUUGCUUGCGCAGAUAUUCCUUGCUCCGUCCUCCUGCCAGAAUUUACAAGACGCGUGCUUUUCUUCUGCCUUGGUGGGCUAUUGAAACAUUAGGAGAGAGCUGCAUAUAUAUAUAUAUAUAUAUAUAUAUAUGGGGCUCUCAAGUUUCCCUGGUGCAGCUGAAGGAGUGCUGCCUGUGCUGGUAAUGAACACAGUCUUAUCAGUUGCUCUGCUUAAGAGCAUGGUGAGGUCAGUGCUGCAAUUAGUGGUGGGUGCAAAUUGGACUCCGCCAGAUUAUGAGGAAGAACCAGACGAGUAUCGUCGAGAAAAUGCGAGAGAGAGAAGAAUAUCAAUAACCCAGUUCAAGUCUUUGAACCAGAAUGAUGGCGGUGCUAGGAAUAGUGCCAUGGAAUGUUGUGUGUGCCUUUGUGGGUUUGAAGCUGAAGAGGAGGUGAGUGAGCUUUCUUGCAAGCAUUUCUUCCACAGAGGUUGUUUAGACAAGUGGUUUGAUAACAUCCAUGCUACCUGCCCUCUUUGUCGAUCUAACCUUUAAUUAGAUUCAUAAAUUUUGUCUUGGGUCAUGAGUGUUGAGGAUUUUUGAGGAAUAUUAAUGGUACUGUUCACUUUUAUGUCUUUUUUUUUUU